GUUCGGAGAGACACAGUGUGCUGUCCCGCUCUGUGUGUCGGUUACCGGAGUGAUGGCGCUAAAUGGGGCUCUUCGCAGCGACCUGGCCGAGUCCGUGGCGAGCUGUCGGGCGUUGGUGGUGGGAGCUGGAGGCAUCGGCUGCGAGUUACUCAAGAACUUGGUCAUGACCGGAUUUACCAACCUGGACGUGAUUGAUUUGGACACCAUCGACGUCAGCAACCUCAACAGGCAGUUCUUGUUUCAAAAGAAGCAUGUCGGAAGGUCAAAGGCUCAGGUCGCCAAGGAGAGCGUCCUGCAGUUUUGUCCGAAGGCCAACAUCACGGCGUAUCACGACAGCGUAAUGAACCCUGAUUACAACGUGGAGUUCUUCAGGCAGUUCACGCUGGUCAUGAACGCCUUGGAUAACAGAGCUGCGCGAAACCAUGUGAAUAGGAUGUGCCUGGCAGCGGACGUACCCCUGAUCGAGAGCGGCACAGCUGGCUACCUCGGACAGGUCACCGUUAUCAAAAAGGGGGUCACGGAGUGCUACGAGUGCCACCCCAAACCUGCGCAGAAAACAUUCCCCGGGUGUACGAUUCGCAACACCCCCUCUGAGCCCAUCCACUGCAUCGUAUGGGCCAAAUACCUGUUUAACCAGUUGUUUGGUGAGGAAGAUGCUGAUCAGGAAGUUUCUCCAGACACGGCGGACCCUGAAGCUGCCUGGGAGCCAACAGAAGCUGCUGAAAGAGCCAACGCUUCCAAUCAGGAUGGGGACAUAAAGAGAGUGUCGACGAAGCAAUGGGCAAAAUCCACUGGUUACGAUCCCAUCAAGCUCUUCAAUAAGCUUUUCAAAGAUGAUAUCAGAUACCUACUGACAAUGGAUAAGCUUUGGAAGAAGAGAAAAGCGCCGGUGCCACUGGACUGGGCUUCCAUGCAGAAUAAAGACAAGAGUUCCCCGGAAGAGCAGCAGGAGUCUUCUUCGCCCGGCCUGAAGGAUCAGCAGGUUCUCGAUGUUGAGAGCUGCGCCCAAUUGUUUGCCCAAAGCGUUGAAACUUUAAGAGAGCAAAUCGCUGAGAAGGGGGACGGUGCGGAGCUUGUGUGGGAUAAGGAUGAUCCCCCUGCGAUGGAUUUUGUCACCGCUGCUGCUAACCUCAGAAUGUACAUCUUCAGCAUGAACAUGAAAAGUAGAUUCGAUAUAAAGUCAAUGGCAGGAAACAUUAUUCCUGCGAUCGCCACCACUAACGCCAUAAUAUCCGGCCUGAUCGUCCUGGAAGCUUUGAAGAUAUUAUCCGGUAACCUAGAUCAGUGUAGAACGGUUUUCCUGAACAAGCAGCCAAACCCUCGGAAGAAGCUACUUGUGCCGUGUUCCUUGGAUCCGCCGAACUCCAACUGUUACGUCUGUGCAAGUCGCCCUGAAGUCACAGUCAAGUUAAAUGUUCAGAAGGUGACGGUGUUGAUGUUGCAGGACAAGAUCUUAAAAGAGAAAUUUGGCAUGGUGGCUCCAGACGUUCAGAUCGAAGAUGGAAAAGGAACCAUUCUAAUCUCCUCGGAGUUAGGAGAAACAGACGCAAACAACAACCGACAAAUAUCAGAGUUUGGCAUUCGUAAUGGCAGCAGACUUCAAGCUGACGAUUUCUUGCAAGAUUACACGCUCCUGAUCAACGUUAUACAUAGUGAAGAUCUGGGGCAAGACGUGGAGUUUGAGGUUGUAGGAGAUGCUCCUGAUAAAGCUCCUCAGAAACCUGCUGAAGAAACGCCGAAGAGUAUUACCAACGGCAGCGAUGAUGGGGCGCAGCCGUCCACGUCCACCGCUCCAGACCAGGAAGAUGUGUUGAUUGUGGACUCCGACGAAGAAAGUCCGUCUUCCAGCAAUGCCGAUGUGAACAUGGACAGUGUAAGCUUGAAGAGGAAGCUAUCGGAUGAUGAGCCGGUCAGCACCAAACGGAAGCGUGUAGAAGCGCCGGCAGAACAGGACGAUGACAUCAUAGCCCUGGAUUGAGUGUGAUCCUUUACCUGGCCUAUGUAUUUUUUUUUGUUUCUCUUUUUAUUGCGUCAUGCGACUUUUAUUAGGGUGUGUUUAAUGUCCAGAGCUAGACCCCAUGUCCAACGGCAUGGGCUCCGACCCGCACCGGCAGCCAUUUUUCUACAUUGAUAAACCCAGAUUUAUUUAUAAGUUUCUUACAACUGUGUGCUUUCUCAUGUCAGGCAGCACGGAUGAUAAUGUUUUUUUUUUCUUCCUUGUUAAAAUGUAUUUUGUAAGUGGUUUAGCUCAAAAAACUGUGGUAUAUCAGAAAGUGUUGCGGCUACACAUAUUUAUGUAUGGCGUUCUUUUUUUAUUUUAGACUAGAAGGGGCACGUCUAGGACUCACACCCUAAGCCAAUUGAGAAAAAAGUCAAUGUUUAAUCACAAAGUGCCACGUCGUAAGUCCUUUCGUGGUUGCUGGGGCCUGAAAUCAUCUUUUUUAUUUUAUAGUAGUCGUAGCUUUGUGGCCUUUCCGGUACUCGGUCGUUUGGACAUCUUGCAGGCACACUGUACAUUAUUGUAAAACCGUUCAUUUCUCUGAAAGUUCUCAGCUUCUACUGCCGGACAACGUCAAUGCUAAGCAUUCUAUGUGCAUUGUUCAAGGUUAUUUAUAUUUGAUGUUUUGUAAACCUCAAAUACAGCUUCCACACUGUACCUUCUGAAGGACCAAAUAAAUGCCGUCUUGUUAAUA
Spea bombifrons (plains spadefoot toad) is the source of this 2693-nucleotide messenger RNA. It is a transcript of the gene UBA2, whose product is annotated as ubiquitin like modifier activating enzyme 2. Gene Ontology annotation, molecular function: SUMO activating enzyme activity. Gene Ontology annotation, cellular component: cytoplasm; SUMO activating enzyme complex. The coding region runs from base 53 to 1978 and encodes 641 amino acids. NCBI's taxonomy places the organism in Eukaryota, Metazoa, Chordata, Amphibia, Anura, Pelobatidae. The transcript is spliced from 17 exons. The record is from RefSeq and is a predicted model, not a curated record. Gene Ontology annotation, biological process: protein sumoylation.